Molecule: messenger RNA, 4358 nt
Organism: Macrobrachium nipponense
Lineage: Eukaryota; Metazoa; Arthropoda; Malacostraca; Decapoda; Palaemonidae
Exons: 10
Coding region: 152-3604 (1150 amino acids)
Source: RefSeq, a predicted model, not a curated record
GUACAUGGUGGGUUACCUUCUGAAAUUGUUUGUUGCGCAAUUGCGUCAGUUUCGUCCGGCGCAUUGGCGAAGGUGCAUGUGGGUGUCGUCCUUUCUAUUGAGCGAAAGAACAGUCGUCUCCGAAUACUAGUACGUCUAUAGACAGGUGUCAAUGGCAGCUACUGAGGAGAAGACCACUGGACCUCAAAGCCUGAUUACCGAGGAAUAUGUUAGGGAAGCUCUUAAAGCAGACAAGGGAGGCGAUGCUUCCUUAAAAUCUUGGAAGGUUGUCGACUUUACCAAACCUGGAGAUAAUUAUGUCGGUAUGGUUACAAGUGUGGCAGUUAAAUACUCGAUGUAUAGUAAAGAAGAAUUUGAGGUUAGCUAUAUUGUCAAACUCACUGCCCAGAAGAAUAUAGACGGCUUUUCAGAUUUAACAAAGAUCUUUUUUUCUAAAGAAGGGAAGUUUUAUCAAGAAGUUUUACCAGCAUUAAAUAAAGCAAUAACUUUGGCAGGCCAAGAACAACUUCACCUCCCUAGGUGUCUUUAUGUUUCCCUGGAAGAUGGGAAAGAGCACAUAUAUUUUGAAGAUCUAAGGACAAAGGGCUUUAAAAUGUUUGAUAGGAAGAAAGGCAUGGACCAAGAUCAUGUUGCCCUUGUCAUGGCAGAACUUGCCAGAUUGCACAGCGCAUCUUACCUCUGGAUGAGGAAUUUUCAGGAAGAGGCGACUGUCGCAAAAAAAUACGAAUUUCUUGUAAAAGACUGGCUAACCUUCACUCCCAGUGCCAAAAAGGUAUUUUUACCAGUAUUCGAAAAUGAUAUCGAUACUGGAGUAAAGAUGCUGGAAAAAAUUGGUGGAUAUGAAACUGCCAUUGACUGGCUGAGGUCCUUGAAACCUGAAGUAGCAGAUAUUAUUUCUGUUCAAAUCCAAAGUACAAGAUUCAACAGCAUAUGCCAUGGAGACUGUUGGAACAACAACAUCUUAUUUAGAUACAACGACGAAGGUCGCCCCAUAGAUGUUAUGUUACUUGAUCUUCAGCUGUGUCGCAAGGCGUCCUUGGCAUCUGACCUGAAUUAUUUUUUGUAUACCAGUGUGACGGGAGACAUCCGAAGACCAAAUAUUGAUGACUUCAUGUCCGUUUUACAUUACCUCCAUCGUAUCCCAAAAGUCUCAAAAAUAAAAGAGAAUUGUGACAAAAUGACCGUGAAAGAUCAUCUUCCAUCUGAAAAAAGACCGGAGAAAAGUAAAAUUAUAACUAUGACCUUCAAGAAUGGAGAGGAAUACAAGGGAAAAGUGACUGAAGUGAACAAACCUAACUCAAAGCGCAAAUUCGUGUGCUUCAUAAAACUAGAGGGAGGUAAAACUAUUGAAGUUGACUUCGAAAAUGAAAUAAGGGACUGGAAAUAUCUGAUUAAUGAAAAAGAAGAACAUUAUGAAGCACUUGAAGAAGUAAAAGAUACAGGACAGGAGAAAAUUGGUUCAAGGAAAGAGAGAAUUGUGGAUAUGAUCAAGGAUCUUUUAAUGAAAAAUUUUACGAUUUCCAAGGUGGAGUCGUCCGAAUUCAGAUUUACAGGGAUUGAUAUAGUUAAAACAAGAGAAGGAAUAGAAGUAAGCAUGGAGGAUUAUGCCCAAUCUAUUGAGGAAAUCAAAGAAAUAAGGAAAAUUGGAAAUGACGAACCUCUAACAAAAACCGAAUAUAAAGUUUUCAGGAGUGGACUGAGGAUGAGCCGAGCAUGGCUGGAAGAAGUGGAAGCCCUAUUCGAAAACUACCCUACCACUGAGAUAGAGAGGGCCGCCCUGCUUGCCAAGCACCUGGAUGGCAAGGCUAAGACUGCCCUCCGCUCACUGGAUCAGGGUCAGCAAGGGGACCUGGUGGAAGUUCGCCAGGUCAUUACGAAGGCGAUCAUGCUGGAAGACCUCUACCAGUGUGUACCUGGACCACUCGCAGUGCAUCUUAACGACAAGCAACCCAAGACACUUGCGGUAGCUUGUCGCCUGGCUGACGACUGGGAGACCUUCAACCCAUCUUACAGCACCGCCCACCGACGCAUAGUGCCACCCAGUCACCUCUCCGGAUCCACACGGCCAAAGGACACCCACCAAGGACACCUAUGGAUUUGCAACGUUUGCAAGAAAAUGGGUCACCUCGCAGCAGAGUGCUGCCUCAAGAGCGCCCCGAACCACAAACCUCCUCAGAACCCUCCUACGCCACCGAAUGGUGCCUCAGCCUCCUCUCAAGACCAGUCAGAUGCCCUACGGGAGACCCAAGCCCAGCAGAGGGGCUCCUGCAGAGCCUGUUGGCUACAGUGCACUACUCCCCCGGAUAUCCCUGGUGCCCUAAGCAUGUGCCUUCAACCAGUGGCAUCCCCUGAGAAGGAGACGAUCACACCUCAAAGCCUGAUCACCGAAGAGCAUGUUCAGGAGGCCCUUAAAUCCGACAAAGGAGGUGACGCUCUUCUGAAAUCCUGGGAGGUUGUUGACUUCACUAAGCCAGGAGAUAAUUAUGCUUGCAUAGUGACGAGUGUAGAAGUCAAAUACCUAAAGAACAACGAAGAAUGUGAAGUCAGUUAUGUCGUCAAACUCAAUAGCCUCAGGAAUCUUGAAGGUUUUCCGGAAUUAACGACGGUCAUGUUUGAGAAAGAAGGAAGGUUUUAUCAAGAAAUUUUACCAGCGUUAAAUGCAGCAUUACUUUCUUCAGGGCAAGAACCCCUCCAUCUUCCUAAAUGUUUCCAUGUCUUCCUGGGACCUGAUAAAGAGCAAAUUUAUUUUGAAGAUUUAAGAGCGAGAGGUUUCAAAAUGUUUGAAAGAAGGAAAGGUAUGGAUAAAGAUCACGUUGUCCUUGUUUUGAAGGAAAUUGCUAGACUACAUAGUGCCUCAUAUCUCUUGAUGAGAACGUGUAAGGAAGGGGACACUGUCACGGCAAAAUAUGAAUUUCUUUCAAAAGACUGGUUAAACUUUACCCCCAGUGCUAAAGAAUUGUUUGUACCGAUGUUUCAAAAGGAGGUUGAUACUGGGGUAAUGAUGUUGGAAAAAGUAGGUGGAUAUGAGACUACCAUUGACUGGUUGAAAUCAUUUAAAAAUGAAGUAGAGGAUGUUCUUGGUCCUCAAAUGCUAAGUGAGAUAUUCAACACCAUAUGCCAUGGGGACUGCUGGAACAACAACAUUCUCUUUAGAUACGAUGCUGAAGGUCAUCCUACAGAAGUCAUGUUAGUGGACCUUCAGCUGUGUCGUGAGGCAUCCAUAGGAACUGACCUGAGUUACUUCCUUUAUACCAGCUUGACCGGAGACGUGAGGAAACCUCAUUUAGAUGACUUCAUGUCUGUUUACCAUUCCUCCUACAAAGAAGUUCUCGAAGGAGGUCACUUGCAGAUGUACUUUACCCAAGAGGAUCUCAAGAGAGAAUUUCGAUGCAAGAAUAAAUAUGGUCUGCUUUUCGUCUUCAUGAUCUUGCCGGCUUUGCUGAUGGAACCGAGCGAGGUUCCUGAAUUCACUGACAAAGACAUGGAAACUCUUGCGCUAGAAUUCAGAGCGAUAGCUCUCGAUAAACUGAACACGAAUCCCUUGUUUAAACAUCGUUUUCUGUCAGUUCUUGAUGAACUCAAGGAAACGGGACUAAUAUCCUAAAAACGGGUAAAUAUGUUAGGGAUAUUUCUUCAUAGAUCAGUUUUGAUGACAUUAUUAUUAUUAAUAUUCAGAAGAUGAAACCUAUUCAUAUGGAACAAGCCCACCGCGGCCACUGACUUAAAAUUCAAGCUCGCAAAGAAUUUGGUGUUCAUUAGAAAAUUCCAAAAAGAAAUGAAUUAACGUUUAGAAAAAUGAAUGAAAAUGCGAGGAGAAUAGUACUAGGGUAGUAAUGUAUUGCAUCUUCGCUUGAACUUCUCUUUAUGUAAAACCAUUUUAUUCAGAAACACUUAUAAUUGCCAGAAAUAGUAUAUUUUUAUAUUAAGAAAUCUUAGCCUAAAGGAAAAAUGUAAUAUUCAAUAAUAUACAUACUUUAGCGCACGUGGUAGCACUGUUUAAGCAUUUCUUAGUGAUGCAUGGGGUCUAGUUUAUAAGUCUACAAAGUUGAUUGUAAAUUUGCUUAGAAUUGUUUAACUAAAGAUAUGAAAGAUUCUCUUUUAUAAAGUGUUAAAAUUUUAUUUGCAACCAUGGUUUAGACUGUGCUAUGAAUAUUCCAUGAUGUCAUAAUCUUGGUAUAUCGUUGCAUCGGUGAUGAACAUAUCUUUUUCGGAUAAAUUUAAGAAUGAUAAAUAUGCCUUUGAAAUUUGUUUUCCCAAAUCUGUAAACAAUGGAAAAUUUUUUUAUACUCUAUUAGUAAAUAUCUGAAGUCUUUGAUGUAUGUAAUCUUAGAACUAAAGUAAUUAAAUCGUGUUGUUAA